Solanum lycopersicum (tomato) is the source of this 960-nucleotide messenger RNA. The record is from RefSeq and is a predicted model, not a curated record. NCBI's taxonomy places the organism in Eukaryota, Viridiplantae, Streptophyta, Magnoliopsida, Solanales, Solanaceae.
AUGAUGGUCGAGAUGCAACGAAGCCAAGACACGCCUCCGCCCGGGUUUGGCCCCAACUUUCUCAACGCGAGACCUCAUACAUACUUCCCCCCGUCCAACUCGGAUCCUACUCAGCACCGUCCAUCGGCACCCGUGCACAACCCGUCUAGGGUAGAUAUGACAACCCAAAACCCCCAAUACGCGUUGGUCUCCUAUCAAACUCCCUCACCACUUCCAAACAACCCCCCACAAAUGCCACCACACCCCCAAAAUACUCAAACAGCCCCACCACCCCAAAAUCAGAGCCAAAAUCCCACUGCCUUAAACUCCCAAACACCACAUCCCCACUUGACCCUAAGUACCAAUCCCCAAAAUUAUCCACAAAACUAUCAAACUGCACAGAACGUCUCAAGCCCUUCCAUAGCUCCACCCCUCCCUAAAAGAACAACAUUUCAAGUCCCCGUCCCGGCCGAGCAUGAGGUGCACGGCUCUGAGUUGGACCAUUACGAGGAGCAAGAAAGAGAGUGGAGGGUGAGGGAAGAAGCGAAGGCAGACAUAAAGGAGGAGAUCAAGAGGGCAAUGAGAGAAUUGCAAUGCACUCCAGACGUCGUCGGGUUAAGCUACGCAGAACUAUGCAUCCACCCAGACUUGAACCUGCCUGAAGGGUUCAAGAUCCCGAAGUUUGAUACCUUCGGAGGGGUGGGCAACCCCAUGGCACACCUAAGAGCGUACUUCAACCAACUCGUGGGAGUUGGCAAAGAUGAAGCCCUGCUGAUGAGGUUGUUCAGCCGGAGUCUGUGCGGUGAGGCCUUGGAAUGGUUCACAUCGCACGAAACUCGACAAUGGCCCAGUUGGAGAGCACUGGCUAAGGAUUUUAUAGACAGAUUCGCAUACAACGUAGAGAUAGUCCCGGAUUGGUACUCCUUGGAGAAGAUGAAGCAGAAACCCACAGAAAGCUAUCGAGAGUUCGCGUACAGAUGA